Molecule: messenger RNA, 1700 nt
Organism: Ochlerotatus camptorhynchus
Lineage: Eukaryota; Metazoa; Arthropoda; Insecta; Diptera; Culicidae
Product: transcription factor grauzone-like
Exons: 6
Coding region: 107-1669 (520 amino acids)
Biological process (GO): regulation of transcription by RNA polymerase II
Cellular component (GO): nucleus
Molecular function (GO): zinc ion binding; RNA polymerase II transcription regulatory region sequence-specific DNA binding; DNA-binding transcription factor activity, RNA polymerase II-specific
Source: RefSeq, a predicted model, not a curated record
UAUUAGCACCGCCGAAACAGCUACACAUUUUUGAUUUUUUUUUUACAAUAAUACUGAGAUUCCCUGUAGCAAUACAUAGUUGAACUGGUGUGUACCGUAUGCUAAAAUGGACAUAGAAGUGGAAUUUUUGGAAGUUAAUGUCUGCACAGUGUGUUUGAUUGAGAAAUCCAACCUGUUGGCAGUGCAUUUCGACGAGACACUAGAUUCCUGCAUUGGAACGAUUCUGGUGAAGCAUCUAUGGUUUCAGCCCGAGGAGCUACAAUUCAAAUACGUUUGUGAGGAAUGCUGGGAUCAGGUACACCAGUUUCACGAUUUCUACAUCGCAGCGGAAAAAGCUCACGCUGAUAUGAAAUCGUCUACUGUACCGCGCGAUUUGGAAGAUGUGGUCAAAACAGAAUCCUAUCACACCGAAGCACAGUCAACAUAUUUGCUGGAAGUGGAGGAGGCAGAUUGCGUGAGUCCAAAGCAAGAAGUUAGUGAAGAACUAGACCAGACGGAUAAUAUCGUUCUAGAGGUGGAACAGGAAGAUGAAGAACUUUCAGAUUUUCGACAGAAUGAGUCCACGUCUGAAUCGGAAAGUUCUGAGGAUGAUUCCGACUCGGAAUCUCCGAAGACAAGGUCCAACAAAGCAAGAAAGAAGCAACGCACCAAGAAAUCCGAAACGAUCGAAAAGAUUUAUCAUAAAUCCAUCGAACAAAUAGAGGAAGAAGAUAGGAACAUAAACGAGCACUGCAAGUUGAGCUGUACGGACUGCGAAACGUCUUUUACCAAGUUCCUCAAUUUUAAGCAACACUUCCGAAAGGUGCAUCACGAGACGAGACCGGUGGUGGUAUGCUGCGGGCGAAAGUUCAACAAGCGCGUCCGGCUGGUGGAACACGUUACCAAGCAUAUGAAUCCGGAUGCGUUCCGGUGUACGGUGUGCGACAAGUCGUACUGCAACAGCACGAAUCUGAACAUUCAUAUGCUCAAGCAUGGUUCACCGGAGGCGCUGGUGCACAAGUGUGACCAGUGCGAGCGUUCGUUUGCGAAAAAGUACCAACUCAAUGCCCACAUGCUGCAGCACGUGCCGGAGGAGGAACGGAAGUGCGUUUGCCCGAGUUGCAAUAAGGCAUACGCAACAGCAUCCCUACUGAACGCUCAUGUGAAAUCAAAACAUCUUCCGGUGGAACUGUACAUCUGUGAAGUCUGCGCUAAGAAUUUCAAAUCACGCUAUCAGUUUGAGAAACACAGGAUGGAGCACAACGAAUCCUACCAGGAAAUUAGGCUGCAAUGUAAAAUCUGCUCUAAAUGGAUGAAGAAUGCCAGCAGCCUACGGAAGCAUGUUCUACGCCAUGACGGAGAAGGUGGAAAACAUGAAUGCGAGUAUUGCGGGAAGAGUGCUCCGAAUGUGCUGGCACUGCAAAGUCAUAUCAGCUUCGUGCAUAAAAAGGAUAAGCUAUUCCAGUGCACUCUUUGUCCCAAGGCAUUCAAAAGACAAUUUACUCUUAUUGAACACAUGACUACACAUACCGGAGAAGUCCUUUAUCAGUGCCCGUUUUGUUCAAAGACAUUCAAUUCAUCUGCAAACAUGCAUGCCCACAAGAAAAAAACGCAUCCCCAAGAAUGGGAAAAAAGUAAACGGAUAAGUGAGUUGCCUUUUGCCGGUAGUACAAAUCCAUCGGUUAGCUGAGAUUUAUAAUACGGUAGGUGUAAGGUCUUCA